AUGGCCUUGGAUUGGCUUCUCCGGCCAGAUUUUCUUGUGUUCAUCAACGUUUUUGUACUCCAACAUGCUUGUACAUCUUCGAUAUCUCAAUCCGAAGCCUUGAUUAAGCUAAAGAGUUCGUUUACCAACACAAGUGCUCUUAGUUCUUGGGUGCCUGGAUCAGCUCCUUGUGAAGGAGAUGCUCAGUGGAAAGGACUUCUUUGUAGCAAUGGCAUUGUCAUGGGUCUUCGCCUUGAGAAUAUGGGUUUAUCAGGAAAAAUUGAUGUUGAUGCAUUGGUUGAUAUUUCAGGACUCAGGAGUGUAAGCUUUGAAUAUAAUUCUUUUUCGGGUUUGAUUCCUGAAUUCAGUCGUUUAGGCUAUUUGAGGAAUAUAUACUUGACAGGUAACCAGUUCUCAGGUGAGAUCCCAGCAGAAUUCUUCUCGAAAAUGCAGUCCUUGAAGAAAGUUUGGCUUGCAAAUAACGAGUUUUCAGGAGAAAUUCCACCAUCAUUAAUGCAUAUAUCCAAUCUUAUUGAAUUGCAUCUUGAAGACAAUCAGUUUAGUGGGACUAUUCCAUCUGUAAUAUUAGAGUCAAAAUUGACAUCUUUCAAUGUGUCGAAUAAUAAGUUAAGAGGGAAAAUCCCAGAAGGUUUACCGAAAUUCAGCAAGAGUUCCUUCCAGGGAAAUGAUGAUCUUUGUGGAGAGAAUAUUGGAAAAGAGUGUAAAGCUGCAAUUGAAGCAUUAGCACCAGGGGCCUUCGCGUCGACCAUUGCUAUGGAUACUUCUGGAAACCAUACUCCUAACAUUAAAAAGACAGGUGCGGGGAUUUUAACAUUGGCUUUGAUGUUGCUUUCUGUAGCAGUUGUGGUAAUAAUGAAAAUGAGAAGAAAAGAAGAUGAUUUUGAAGCUGGUGGAAGGGACAAUACUAAUAAUCAGGAGGCAGUUGAGACAGUAGAAGUGCAAGUUUCUACGCCAGUCACACAAAAUGAAAUGGAACUAACCAAUAAACCAGGAUCAAGUCGAAAAGGAUCGAACACUGCCAAGGGAGGUGUAGGUGAAUUAGUAAUUAUGAAUAAUGAAAAGGGUGUUUUCGGGCUGAUAGAUUUGAUGGAGGCUGCUGCAGAAGUGCUUGGAAAUGGGGGAUUGGGAUGUUCAUAUAAAAUUCUGAUGGCUAAUGGUGUGGCGGUGGUGGUUAAGAGAUUGAGAGAAAUGAAUGCAUUGGGAAAAGAUGGAUUUUAUGCAGAGAUCAGAAAGCUUGGAAGCCUGAGGCAUCCUAAUAUUUUGCCACCAUUGGCUUUUCAUUAUCGUAAGGAUGAGAAGCUGUUGAUCUAUGAGUACAUCCCCAAAGGAAGUUUGCUUUAUUUGUUGCACGGUGAUAAGAGACCUUCACAUGCUGAGCUAAAUUGGCCUGAUCGUCUCAAGAUUGUCGAAGGAAUUGCCAGAGGGUUGGAUUAUCUGCAUACUGAACUUGCCACCUGUGACUUGCCCCAUGGAAAUCUCAAAUCAAGCAAUGUCCUUCUUAGUCCUGAUAACGAGCCAUUGCUAUCAGAAUUUGGAUUCAGUCCACUAAUCAACCCUUCAAUUGUAGGACAAGCUCUAAUUGCCCAUAAGGCCCCAGAAGCUGCACAAUUUGGAGUAUCCCCCAAAUGCGAUGUAUACUGUUUAGGACUAAUCAUUCUUGAAAUCCUCACUGGAAAAUACCCUUCUCAAUAUCUUAACAAUGGCGUAGGCGGGAUUGAUCUAGUUCAAUGGGUAGAAACAACAAUUUCAGAAGGAAGAGAAUGUGAAAUACUUGAUCCUGAAAUUGCAAGCUCCUCAAAUUCACUUGGGGAGAUGAGGCAACUCAUGCACAUUGGAGUUCUUUGUGCUGCAACUAAUCCUAUGCAACGGUUAGAUCUAAGAGAAGCUAUUCAAAGGAUAGAGAUGAUAAAAUUUGAGAGUAAGGCUCCAGAUUCCAUAACUAUACAAUUAGUACCAUCACUCAGAGAUGGGCAUGCAGAUGCUUCUCCACAGUUGAAUGCUUCUAGUAGUAGUACUCCAGAAGGUCAUGUUCAAAACUCUAGAAAGGGAUAUGGAUCAUACAGCUUUACUGAUAGUGAAAAUUUUUCCUUUGCAUCUCCUAGCUCAACCUUAAGCAAUGAGAAACAGAAAUGA
Messenger RNA from Hevea brasiliensis (rubber tree), 2133 nucleotides. Its product is annotated as pollen receptor-like kinase 3. The record is from RefSeq and is a predicted model, not a curated record. NCBI's taxonomy places the organism in Eukaryota, Viridiplantae, Streptophyta, Magnoliopsida, Malpighiales, Euphorbiaceae. The coding region runs from base 1 to 2133 and encodes 710 amino acids. The transcript has 2 exons. Gene Ontology annotation, biological process: protein phosphorylation. Gene Ontology annotation, molecular function: protein binding; ATP binding; protein kinase activity.